CGCCUGAUCGGUCUGCACGAUCCAGCUCCAUCCAAUCCGUUCCCGCCGUCCCAAGGGAAACCUCCUUUGAUUGCUCCGGGCAAAAUUUCUUUCAAUCUGAAGAACUGAGUCAUGUGGAGAAACUCACUGAGUUUCUCAUCUAAACUCGUUUCUACAGCAAACCCGAGAAAUUACAAUUAUGCCGUCGGAUCCUCGCUCUUCCACUCUCAAUUCUACUCGGCAGCCGCCAGCACAACCUCCUUUGCUUCCGACUCCCUCAAGUCGGAUCCUAGUCGGGCACUCGGAUCUUCUUUUCUUAACACGACGUCGUUGUCUGCGUUUUCGGCGUCGAAACUGAAGGAUGCCGUCAAUUAUUACGGCCGCUGUUACUUUGAACUAUCCAAAGCUCGCCUGAGCCUGUUGGUGGUAGCUACUUCUGGAACUGGAUAUAUUCUUGGAAGUGGUAGUGCCAUUGAUUUCGCAGGACUUUGUUGCACAUGUGCUGGUACAAUGAUGGUUGCAGCGUCUGCCAACACAUUAAAUCAGGUUUAUGAAAUUAAUAAUGAUGCUCUAAUGAAGAGAACCAGGAACAGACCACUUCCUUCUGGUCGUCUUACAAUUCGUCAUGCUGUCACCUGGGCAUCUUGUGCUGGCAUUGCUGGCACUGCUUUGCUGGCUUGGAAGGCUAAUGUGUUGGCAGCUGGGCUUGCUGCUUCUAACCUUGUGCUUUAUGCAUUUGUAUACACUCCACUGAAACAAAUGCAUCCAAUAAAUACUUGGGUUGGAGCUAUUGUUGGUGCUAUUCCGCCUCUUCUUGGGUGGGCAGCUGCUGCUGGCGAGGUAUCACUCACCGCUAUGAUUCUCCCUGCUGCUUUAUAUUUUUGGCAAAUACCCCAUUUCAUGGCCUUGGCAUAUUUAUGCCGCAAAGACUAUGCAGAUGGAGGGUUUAAAAUGUUCUCUCUUGCUGACGCUUCUGGUCACAGAACCGCCAUGGUUGCUUUGAGGAACUGCUUGUAUCUGCUUCCACUUGGUUAUCUAGCCUAUGACUGGGGGAUAACUUCUGGCUGGUUCUGUCUAGAGGCAACAAUUCUUGCUCUAGCAAUCAGCGGUACUGCCAUGUCUUUCUGCAUUGAUCGCACCACCAAGAGUGCCAGGAGAAUGUUCCGUGCCAGCCUAUUGUAUCUCCCGGUGUUUAUGUCCGGGCUUCUGUUUCACAGGCUGCCAGAUAACAAACAGUACCAAACAGCACAAAAUUUACUAAGGUCUCUUGGUCUUUCAUCAUCCUCAGCAUUGCCGCUUGAUGGGACUGAACAGGUCAACGAGCAGCAUAACGUUCAAAGUAGAAAAACGGGUGCACGAGGACCACCAGUGGCGUAUGCUUCCGUUGCUCCAUUCCCUUUCUUACCAGCUCCGACUUACGUUACACAUUGAGAAUGAAUACAUAACGAGUCUGCACUCUUUUUUUUUUUUUUUUUUUUGAGGUACAGUUCAUGUUUGCUGCCUUCCAUUAUAUGGAAUUAAAAUAAUAAGUGAAAUAUUCUAGCACAAUAACUAAUUCUUGGUUAUUUACUUGAAGAGCUUAUAUGUGCU
Molecule: messenger RNA, 1569 nt
Organism: Coffea eugenioides
Lineage: Eukaryota; Viridiplantae; Streptophyta; Magnoliopsida; Gentianales; Rubiaceae
Product: protoheme IX farnesyltransferase, mitochondrial
Exons: 7
Coding region: 112-1410 (432 amino acids)
Biological process (GO): heme biosynthetic process
Cellular component (GO): membrane; mitochondrion
Molecular function (GO): protoheme IX farnesyltransferase activity
Source: RefSeq, a predicted model, not a curated record